AUGGGUCGGCCGAAGCCUCGCCGCGCGUUAAGCGCGAGUCGGUUUCAAGAAGGCUCUAUGAACGACAGGACUUCUGCUGCACCGCCGGUUCAAUUUCUGGGUCCCGAAGAGCUUGCCGCCCUUGAGCGACCUGCUCUUACACAUAUCAAAUCCAACACCGCUCGGCCGAUGAGCGAUGACUUCUCUGACAAACAGGUCAAGAAGGGAAGGCUCCUAGGCCAAGUUUGGGAUGAAGUUCGAGGCCGAUUGGGAUUUAGGAGGGACAACGAAGAUGACAAAGGGUCCAGGAAGAGGUCGCGGAGUCGCAAGCGUGAUCAGGAUGACCAGCGCGGGAGAGAGAGGGAAAGAGAAGAUGUCCAGAUGACGGAUAUGCCAGAUAUGAAGACUGCCAUCGACCCCCCGAGGGACGACAUGCCUAGUCGAGAAGAGAUAUUGGCUAAUUAUCACCAUCUGAUGGCGUCUGGCUUUUUCUCUUCUCACGCUAUCCAGUCUACUCGCCAACCACCACCUGGCUCUGUUCAACAAGCAGCCCAGCAAUGCGCCGCUCCUCCGGCCAACCUCAUGGAUGCUCUGUCUCGAGCUCCCACGCCUGGAGGUUCAGUUCCUCCAGUACCUACUCACAAACCACCCACGCCACCUGGAGAGCCCAAGUCGCCUUCAAAGGCCAGGUUCCCUCUCAAACUGCAGUCACCCCCAGGCAACCCGGGCGCUGCCACCUAUGACGAGCUAGUUGCAUCUGGGUUCUUCACUCCUCCACUAUCGGCAGGCACUUCACCACCGCCGACUCCCUUCGGUGCUGCCCCUGCUCCAGCAGUACCUACUGGCAUAAUGUCGCGAGAUUAUCUCCAGCCACCUCGGCAGACGAGAGGCUCAAGAACGGGUACUCCUUCGACUUCCUGCGCAGCCUCUCCUAUUCAGUCGCCAGCGAGUGUCUCAUCUAGGGGAACUAAGCGAGCUGCAGCGGACUCCAAUUCGGACGACGAAGCAGAGGGUGGGGCUCGCGAUCCCCCAACUCCCAAGAAGAAGCUACGCAAGUCUUCCUCUCGAGACAUUGGCUUGCCAAGCUUGCGAAACGUUGCGUCUCGUCGUAGCCUGCUUUCUUCUCGACGUAGUGUAUCGGGACCUCAUGGAUCUGGCGCUGGCAAAGACUAUAACAAUCUUGCCCGCCGCGUCCUUGGGCGUCUACCUAGGGCUGGCGGUCGGAGCUCUUUCGACUCUGAACGUGGGCCAGCUUCACGACCUGGUUCUGCUGCUAGAAACAGCACUGAUGAGUCCAGAUCCCCGUUGCAAGAGGUUCAAUACUCCCGAGUCCUGCGUUCGCGCAAGAUCUCUGUAGAAGAGCCUCACGGUGUACCGGGUGUUCACAGGGGCAUCCCCAUGGUGCCCGAUAUUCCCGAGAAGUUUGCUUUGCACAACAACGCCGAGAACAUGGCCCCGGCCUUGCGUUCUCGCUAUUAG
This is a messenger RNA of Fusarium coffeatum, 1458 nucleotides long. RefSeq lists its product as uncharacterized. Lineage: Eukaryota; Fungi; Ascomycota; Sordariomycetes; Hypocreales; Nectriaceae. The transcript has a single exon. The record is from RefSeq and is a predicted model, not a curated record. Bases 1 to 1458 code for a protein of 485 amino acids.